UUCUAGUGCACGAAUACUGUGUUUGGUUUAGGGAAGAAAAUGAAAGAAAAGAAAAUAUGACAAAAUAAUCCUUGGAAGAAGCCUUUCCUUUUCUUCCACUCCUCUAUUUUCCGCUGUACUUCAUUGCAUCCAAACAACGGUAGAAAAGUGGAUAAAAAUGGAUAGUGAUAGCGAUACGUAGAAAUUGAAAGAACAUAAACCUAAUCCCAAACUGUAGCUGAAGAUUUUCUGCUGAAAACCCUAAUCAACAAUGUCUCAUCGAGACUCCGAUUCGAAGCGUCGCCAUUCGAAGUUUGAUCGAGAACCAAGCCCCAAGAGACAUAGAAGGGAUAGGGAAAGAGUAACGACAAAUGAUGGAGGAGUGGAUCGGGAACAGAGAAACCUACCACUGCCGAAUCGUUCUUCUAAGCAUGAAACAACAGAUGGUUCUCAGAAGAAAUUGAAUCCAAUUGAUCACUCUGAGCCGUCUAAACAUUCGUCUCAACCGUCCAGAUCUCGCUCUUAUUAUCAGGUUGGUCGAAGCGCUGGUCAAAGGGAAGCUGAUGGAAAAGUGUAUACUCAAAGUAAAGAGAAUAAUCAAAGGGUGGAGACAAGUCAAAGUAGAGAGCAAAGAGAUGAGAAAUCACUGGCUAAACAGGAUGAUAAAUUUCAGAGAAGAAACAGUUUUACAGAAAGAAAAGACGAUCCAACACCUUCUACGAGGAAAAGGCCAGCAUUUAGGGAGAAGAAGAUUCCAGUGGAGUCGGGAGAGGCUAAUCCAGCUGGGACAGUGACAGUAAAGUCAAGCCAUACAGAUCAUCCUUCAGAAAGGAAUGAAAGGAAGGAGGAUAGAAGCAGCAACCCUAACCAUUUGGAUAGAUCUGAGAAGCAAAUUGCAGAUGACAGGGCACUCGACAACAGAGAAGCUAGGAGGGAUGGCUUUGCAUCAAGAGCAAGGUAUGGUGGAAAUGGAGGCAAUAGCAGUUACAGAGGGAGAGAUAAAUUUAAUGGAAGACAAGAUUAUCAUCCUGUUAAGACUCAAACAGAGAAGUGGAAACAUGAUUUGUAUCAAGAGGUUAACAAGGACCCAAUUGCAAAGAAUGAGGAUGAUCAGAUUGCAAAGCUGGAAGCACUCCUUGCUUCUUAAUAUCACAUUAUAGGCAGUAUUUGGUAAGCUUGUUAAUGUUGUUUUCAGAAAUCAAAUCAUUAUUUCAACACAGGGAAUAUGGGAUAGUUUUCAAAGAUGAUCAAUUUCACUAUUUCUUUAUCUUUCUGGUUUACAUCUUUUAGUUUUAUGGCAUGUAUUGCACUUGAGCUGCCAAAAUGCUUAUUAUGAUAUCAAGCCAUUGCUAAAUUCAGCCUAGCUAUUGGGUCUGUUAA
Messenger RNA from Lathyrus oleraceus (garden pea), 1359 nucleotides. RefSeq lists its product as uncharacterized. NCBI's taxonomy places the organism in Eukaryota, Viridiplantae, Streptophyta, Magnoliopsida, Fabales, Fabaceae. The transcript is spliced from 4 exons. The record is from RefSeq and is a predicted model, not a curated record. Bases 251 to 1126 code for a protein of 291 amino acids.